This is a messenger RNA of Homalodisca vitripennis (glassy-winged sharpshooter), 1897 nucleotides long. RefSeq lists its product as uncharacterized. The record is from RefSeq and is a predicted model, not a curated record. Gene Ontology annotation, molecular function: histone deacetylase activity. The transcript has 7 exons. The coding region runs from base 161 to 1234 and encodes 357 amino acids. Lineage: Eukaryota; Metazoa; Arthropoda; Insecta; Hemiptera; Cicadellidae.
AGUUUUCUAAUUCACAGCUGUUUAACAAUAACAUAACCAAACUAAAACAGAAAGACAGAAAAUCGACAGUAAUCAUUAAUAUUAGUGUAAAAAAGUGGGGUUAAUUACUCACUCGAAUUUCAUUAGUAUUCCAAUCGGUUUUGUCUUAUAUUUUAAUAUCAUGUACCAGUUCAAAAAAUUAUUUUUAGUAAAAAUGACUCUCUGUUUAUGGAAUCAGUGUAGGUUAGGAUCAGUAAGUUUUAGCGGUUUUGUGUCAUGUAAACAGAAGACAUGGCUCCUAACAGAGAAACAGCAAAACCAAGUCUCACAUCUAAAAGGUCUUCCAAUUAUUCACCACGAUGGAUAUGUUUGUCAACUACCACCAAAACACAGGUUUCCCAUGCGGAAAUUCGAUAAAGUCUUUAAGAUUUUGGAGAAAGAUGGAAUUAUUUCGAAGGAGAGACAGUUGGUUGAACCUAGUCAGAUCACAGAAGACAUAGCUUGCAAUGUCCAUACCCCAGAGUAUAUUGAUAAAUUCUUCAAUGGAAAGACGAGUGAAGUUGAACAACGCACCACAGGAUUUGUGUGGACAGCAGGAUUAGCCUCGAGAGUCCGUUAUGAAACAGGAGGUACACUGCUAGCUACCCAGUUGUGUCUGGAGAGGGGUCUGGCCUGCUCCACGGCUGGAGGAACUCACCACGCAUUCCCUGAUCGUGGAGCAGGCUUCUGUCUCAUCAACGACUUGGCCAUAGCAGCCCAGCAACUGAUCAACUCACAAGCUGUCAGCCGGGUAUUGAUCGUUGAUCUGGAUGUCCAUCAGGGAGAUGGCACAGCAUUUAUAUUUAGAAAUACAGAAGCAGUCUACACCUUUUCAAUGCACUGUGGUAAAAAUUUUCCAUUUCGGAAACAAAAUAGUGACUUAGAUGUUUCAUUGGAAGUUGGGACAGAUGAUAAAGAAUUUCUCUCUAAUUUACAGGAGCACUUGCCUCAUAUCCUGGACACUUUCCGCCCAGGACUGGUGUUGUACGAUGCAGGUGUUGACCCGCACAUAGAUGAUGAACUGGGAAGAUUAAACCUCACUGAUGCAGGGCUUUUUAAGAGAGACGAGUACGUCCUGGACCAGGUGCUGAAACGAGGCAUUCCUGUUGCGACUGUGAUUGGUGGAGGUUACAGUGAGGACAUUGACCAGCUGGCUCUGCGUCAUACAAUAGUUCAUAGGGCCGCCACCAGAGUGUGGAACAGUAGAGGACUCUAGGUGUGUUAACAUUUAGUAUUUAUUGACAUCUUUUCCACAGACCGAAGUGAUAAAUGGAAGAAUAUAACUAAGCUAGCUGUGUUUUCAAAUAAAAAUAGGUUAUUCUAAAUAUGUAGAUUUCUUCAUAAGCUCCAGUGUUCUUUGUUAUAGUUGGAGUUUACUAGUCUUAUAGUUGACAGAAUAUGCUAUUGUUACAUAAUAAUAACAGUUAAUUAUUAGGAAAUUGCUGUAAAAUAUUGAAUUAUUAUAGUUUUUUACAAAAUAACUUUGUGUAAAUUAAUAAUAAAAUUGUCAAAAACUGUUUAACUCUUUUUGUUGAAUACAAGGCUUUGUUUAUAACAGUAUCUUAUCAAAGAUUUUAAAAUUCAGUAUGUAAUAUUUAUAUUUAUGACAGUAGUUUAAAAACAUCAUCAAAUUAUGUCCGAAAAAAUGAGGAUAAUUGAAUAGCAUUGGUUAUUGAUUUUUUUGCAUGACACACAUUCCAGUUUGUUUCCUGAUUGUCAUAAAUCUUUACAUUUAAGCAUUGCUAUACAUUCGCAGCAUUUACGUGAAUUGUAAUGUUCACCAUAAACUAAAGUAAGACAAUACUAUAUUUUCAUAUAGUGUGAUUAAUGUGAUUCCAAUAGUUAGGUCAUCUCUGUAUACAGCACUUUAAUACCUUAA